GACUUGGUGUCUUCCACGGAGAAAGAAAAUACUUACAAUAUGGUGAAUCCUGUUGUUUUCCUCGAUGUUACCCUUGGUCCCAAGGACUUGGGCAGAAUAAAAAUAGAGCUAUUCAAGGAUUCUUUACCGAGAACCGCUGAGAACUUCCGUCAGUUUUGUACAGGUGAGUACAGGCCAUCCGGUGUGCCUGUUGGCUACAAAUCUGCGCCCUUCCACCGCGUUAUCCCCCGGUUUAUGAUCCAAGGUGGUGACUUUAUUUCCCACAACGGGUUGGGGAGCGAAACAAUUUUCGGAUCGCAGGUGUUUGCCGACGAAGGGUUUCCAUACAGCCAUGAGUACUUGAGUAUCAGUAUGGCCAACAGCGGGCCCGACACCAAUGGUUGCCAGUUCUUUAUUGUUACAAAUCCCGAAGGUACCCCUCACUUGGACGGCAAGCACGUCGUGUUUGGACGGGUAGUGGAAGGCGAGGAUAUUGUUCAGGUGAUUGACAGAGUGCGCACCGAUGGCAAUGACCGACCGCAGUUAGAAGUUAGUAUUAAGAACUGCGGUGAAAUGUGA
Babjeviella inositovora NRRL Y-12698 is the source of this 558-nucleotide messenger RNA. RefSeq lists its product as uncharacterized. Gene Ontology annotation, cellular component: intracellular membrane-bounded organelle. The record is from RefSeq and is a predicted model, not a curated record. Gene Ontology annotation, biological process: protein folding; protein peptidyl-prolyl isomerization. Gene Ontology annotation, molecular function: peptidyl-prolyl cis-trans isomerase activity. The coding region runs from base 40 to 558 and encodes 172 amino acids. Lineage: Eukaryota; Fungi; Ascomycota; Pichiomycetes; Serinales. The transcript has 4 exons.